AUGCGAUCAGCUCCACCAGCCAUCCUAAAAGCCCUCAAUCUCCACACCGAUCCCACGAAGUGCACACUCGACUCGUCCGGUCUAGGCUCAGGCUUCACAAGCACAGGCGCACUCCUUGCCACGAUAACAAACGAAGAUGGCACCGAAGAACAGCACAAAUACUUCGUCAAAACCUCCAAAGAUGGCGUCGCUGCCCAAGAAAUGUUCCACGGCGAAUAUGAGUCUCUAAACGCAAUCGCCAGCUCCGUGCCAGGCUUUUGUCCACGCGCACUAGCUUGGGGCCCACUAGAUGAUAAAAAGACCUACUUCCUCGCAACAGAGUUCCUCGAACUCGGAGGCGCAAUGGGUCGAACCUCAAGUGACGAGACGAACCCCACGAGCCUUGCGUACAGGCUGGGCAAAUUGCAUACGACGCCUGCGCCGGCGGACCCUAAGACUGGUCGGCCGCGGUAUGGGUUCCCUGUACCGACUUUCUGCGGCGAUACGAAACAGCCGAAUACAUUUCACGAUAGCUGGGCCGAGUUCUACGCCAAUGAGCGGCUGUUGACUAUCCUCGCGUCAUCUGAGAAACGGAAUGGUCGUGACGCCGAUUUGCGCGCACUCGUUGAGCAGACUGCCCACGUCGUCGUACCGCGCCUGCUUGGUGAUGACUAUCUGGGGUAUAAUUCCCGGCGCGAGGGGCAGGGCAUUCAGCCUGUGGUCGUGCACGGCGAUUUGUGGAGCGGAAACGCUGAUCGAGGCAAGAUCGCGGGGACGGGCCGGGGGGAGCAGGUUGGAGAUGUGGUGUAUGACCCGUCUGCAUGCUAUGCGCAUAAUGAGUUUGAGCUGGGUAUCAUGCAUAUGUUUGGUGGUUUUGGGGCGCGGUUUUUCGAGCGAUACCAUCGCGUUGUGCCCAAGACUGAGCCGGUGGAGGAGUACGAUGAUCGGGUGAGGUUGUAUGAGCUGUAUCAUCACUUGAACCACCAUGCGAUUUUUGGUGGUGGAUAUCGCUCAGGAGCCAUGUCGAUUAUGAAUAAGCUUGUUCGGAAGUACACCGAUAGCCGCUAA
Penicillium canariense is the source of this 1047-nucleotide messenger RNA. Its product is annotated as putative fructosamine-3-kinase. The transcript has 2 exons. The record is from RefSeq and is a predicted model, not a curated record. The coding region runs from base 1 to 1047 and encodes 348 amino acids. Lineage: Eukaryota; Fungi; Ascomycota; Eurotiomycetes; Eurotiales; Aspergillaceae.